This is a messenger RNA of Trypanosoma conorhini, 14022 nucleotides long. Its product is annotated as 1-beta dynein. Gene Ontology annotation, cellular component: dynein complex. The record is from RefSeq and is a predicted model, not a curated record. NCBI's taxonomy places the organism in Eukaryota, Euglenozoa, Kinetoplastea, Trypanosomatida, Trypanosomatidae. The transcript has a single exon. Gene Ontology annotation, biological process: microtubule-based movement. Gene Ontology annotation, molecular function: ATP binding; ATP hydrolysis activity; dynein intermediate chain binding. Bases 1 to 14022 code for a protein of 4673 amino acids.
AUGACGUCUCACGUGAAGUUUGACCUGGUGCAGCAGGGGGUGGUCCCGGAGAGUCACCCGGAGUGCACCGCGUGGAUGCUGCGGCGACUGCAGGAGGAGCUCCAGUGCGGCGAGGGCGACGUCACGAGCAAGCAGCUCCGCCUCAUCAGUGAGUUUCUCGUCGGGGAUGAGGAGCUCCACACGAUAUUUUGCUUCUACCACGCGGUUGUGGCGGAGCCCCCCGCGGAGGGCGACGAGGAGGCCCCCACGCUGAAGUUUGAGGGCGAGACGCUGGUGCAGGAGUUGUGCGUCGUCGACGGGGUCCAGGGACUCUCGGAGCGUGCCACGAUGGACGGCAUGUGCACCGAUGUGCUUUACUUUGUGCGGCUUGAUCCCGACCGCCUGAUUGUGCCGGAGAACAUUGACAACGCCGUUGCGUGGGGCACGUGUCGGGGUGGAAACCUGCUAGAGUCGUUGCUGCGCACACUGCAGUUUGUGCUCACGCCCACGCUGCUGCAUAACCGGUGGCCCGACAGCAUCGAGAAGGACGUGCACGCCGCGCUGCACCGCUUCAUGGCGGCCAUGACGGAGAACGUCAACCGACUGCGCGGGCGCACCGUGCUGUACGUCCCAAGUGACCUUGCCACAGGGAUAGGCAUCGAGGAGGCCCACCUCGACCGCGAAAUUGUUCAGCGCUUUGAGGCUGCGGCGAUUCAUUGGACGCGGCAGAUCAAGGAGGUCGUCGGCGACAAGGACGUCGGCCUCAGCGGCGACGCCGGAGGGCCAUUGGAGGAGAUCGCCUAUUGGCGCUCCCGCGCCCGUGACCUGGGAAACAUCCGUGCCCAGCUGAAUCGCCCAGAUGUCUCUAGUAUCGUGCAGGUCUUGCGGGAGGCAAAGUCCUUCUACUACCUGGAGCCCUUCUUGAAUCUGCGGGCGGACAUUGAAAAGGGCACCGAGGAGGCGUUUGACAACCUGCGCUUUUUGAACACGCUGCUGGAGCCAUGCACGAAGCUGUCAAAGGCCUCUCCAAAGGAGAUUCCAGCGCUGAUUCCCGACGUACUCAUUCAUGCGCAGCUUAUUCUGAUUUACUCCAAAAGCUACAAGAAGGAACGCUUUUUCCGGCUACUCCGCAUGAUCUCCAAUGAGAUUAUCUACCGCUGCAGUCAGAAGAUUGAUGUGCCGGCCAUUCUCGACGGGGACGUCGCCGACAGCAUGGUGGCACUGCAGGACAGCGUCACGGCGGGGGAGGCGUGGAUUCGGGAGUGCCAUAAAAUGCUCACGGCCACGCGGAAGAGGUUCCGCAUGGAGAAGGGUGAGAAACUUGACAUGGAUGAGUCGUUUUUAAACGAAAUCGAUGGGUUCGUGCGGCACCGUUGCCAGAACUUGCAUGAGAUUUGCAAGGCGCAACUGCAGUUUGGGUUUAAGGGCGUUCGCAGCGAUCAGCGGCGGAGCAGCGAGCGCGCCGGUGCGGGCCGCCACGGCCGCAGCUCACGCGGCGGCUCCGUGACGGAUCGCCGCGCCUGCGGCGGCGACGCCCACUACGGCGUCCCCAUUGAGGUGCGGGAGCUGGACCAUCGGAGCGGCACCCUGGCGGAGCUCUUCUCCGGCCGGCUGCCCAUCUUCAGCGGCAACCGGGGACCCGAGAUUGAGUCGCAGCUUGUGGACAUCCAGCGGGCCUUCAAGGCGAAGAUGGAGACGCUGCGUCACCUUGACUACGACAUCCUCGACGUCAAGUCCACCCGCUGGGUCGACGACUUCCGUGCACUGAAGGUGGACAUUGACAACCUCUCCAUGAUGCUGCAACAGAUCAUCGCGGUGGCGUUUGACAGCUUCAGCACCACAGAGAUGGGGGCGGAGUACAUCGAGGCCUUCUACAUGGUGGCGCGGGGCGAGGAGCUGCUGCUGCAGCUGGACCGCAGCAAGGACCGCGUCUUUCGCAUGGUCGGCGCGGGGGUCUCACUGGUGCAGGGGAAGCUCCAACGGUACUUCAACAAGCCGCCGCCCAUUUUCUACCUCCACCCCCCACUCGCGGGGCACGCCAUGUGGUCGGAGAACCUCGCCUGCUUCCUGGAGAGUAGCCUGAGAGAGCUGAGCCGUUGCUACUACCUGCGCGAGUCGCCGGAGUCGGCGGAGGUCAUGCUUCUCUUUGACCGCCUGGAUCGCUCGCUGCGCGAGAAGGUGCGCCAGAACUACCUGGAAUGGAAGACCAACUUGGUGGCAAAUCCCAGCGAGUACCUGGAUCGCUUUCUCAUCACAAAGCGUGCAGUGCCUGCCAAGAACACGCCUGCGCUCUACGAUGUAAACUUUUCGCCGGAGCUGCUUCUCCUUUUCGCGGAGGCGCGCUACUGGCAGAGCCUGGGUGAGAUUGUCCCGGCACACAUCUUUGAUAUUGUCUCUAAGGAGGAACGCCUGCACGUGUUCCGCGAGCACGUCGCGUUGGCGGUGCGGGCGCACAACAAUGUGGUGUUUUCACUGACAAGGGAGGAGUGUCGUCUGUUUGCGCUGCGACUGGCUUUCCUGGAGAGCAAGUACAUGCCCGGCAUGACGCGCCUGUGCUGGAACUCGCAGGGUAUUGUGGAGUACUUUGUGCGGGAGUGCCACCAGCAGGCGGAGCGGGUGCAGCACAUCGUGGAUGAGUUCAAGUACGGCAUUGAGUACGUCGACCACCACUGCAAGGCGAUCUCCGACACCGUCGCCGUCAUCUUUGAGAAGAAGCGCGUGUACACCAUUGAGGCCUUUGUGGAGAAGCAGCAAAAGCACCGCGAGGCGGUCCUUGAGAAGCUGCAGACGAUACAUCAGCGGCUGGUGCACAAGCUGUACGAGUUGCUCGGGUACUUCCGCGACGACUACAUGGAGGAUGUGGCUGUGCAGACGGAGUGGCACCGGCACAUCGCCAAGGUGGAGCUCAAGGUGGAGGAGGCGCUGCGGACGAUGGUGAAGCGAACCCUGCAGGCGGUGGAGCGGGCGCUGCCGCAGGAGCCCUCCGACGACCGCAUGGAGGAAAAGGUGUUUAAGCUCGACGUUGUGAUCAGCGUGACAAACGACACCAAGCCGCAAAUUGAGUCGGUCCCCUCCGUCAAGGUGUUGAGCCACCAGGUGAAUGAGGUGUGCAAGGAGAUCAUCGGUAUCGUGAAGCAUAUUCCGCGCCUGGAGGAGAGCCUCCGCGCCUGCAUCGCCGAGGAGAGCGCGGGCGAGAACGAGACCCUCAAGCGGACGGCGCUCGAGUACGUGAAUCCGGGCGAGGAUAGCGUGGCCCUGCGCGGCACCUACUUUGAGUACAUGACGAGCGAGCAGGACGCCAUUUACUCCCUCUGCCGCAUCCGUGAGUCCUUUGAGGCAGUCGAGGAAAAGGUUCGCGACAAGCUGAGCCAGACCUGGCAGCUGCACCAGUCCGGCACCACGGACAGCCUGUGGACGACACAAAAGCAGGAUCGCCGUAUCAAGCAGGGCUGGAAGCUUGAGGAUUACCGGAUUCACAUGGACCACGUGGCCCAGCGGCGCGAGGGCAUCAACAAACAGGAGACCUUCUCAGAUGUCCUCUUCCUACAGCUGGACUUCACCAAGAUGAAGGAGAGCUUCCGGGUACAGUGCCAGCUGGUGAUCAAGCACUACCACAGCCUGCUCUACGCGGACGCCAAGGAGGAGGUGGACCGCAUCUACAACCACUUCAGCACGACCGUGAAGGCCCUGACGAAGGAGCCGCAAACGCUAGACGAGCUUGGGGACCAGAUCAAGAAGUGCACCUCCGCCGUGGAUUCGCUCCCAGAGAUUUCCGCUAAGUUUGGCCCCAUCAACGACACCUUUGUGCUCAUCACGAACGACCUUUACAACCACGGCAACGUGAACCGCGAGGACGUGCGCCGCUGCGAGGAGUUGCCGGCGGCCUUUGAGGAGUACUCGGAGCAGCUUGUCAAGGCCCGCCAGCUGCUGGCUAAGUAUAAGGAGCAGUUCCGCAACGAUCUGGAGACGGACCUGCGCGCGCUGGUGUCAAACUCUUACGCACUGCGGCAGAAGGUGCGGGAUGAGGGGCCGAGGUCGUACGCCUUCUCGACGGCAAACGCCUUUGCGCAGCUGGGCACCCUUGACCGCCGCGCCAGUGAGCUGCGGGAGACAGAGAAGGCGCUGCAGCAGGGGAUUGACAUCUUUCACCUGGAAAAACCCGUGCUGGAUGAGCUGGCGGCCGCCGAGGCGGAUCUGAAGGUGCUCCGCACGAUUUGGGAGUUGUGUGAGGAGUGGCGCACCGAGAGCCGCAAGUGGCGAACCAUGUAUUUUAUGAACCUCAAGAGCGACACCAUGCUGGACGUCUCCGAGCGCAUCCGGAGGGAGCUGCUGCGGCUGCGGAUGGAGCUGCAGAUGACCGAUGUCUGGGUGAAGCUGAAGGAGGAGGUGGAGCUGAUGAAGCGGUUGCUGCCGAUCGUGGACGACCUCCGAACCCCGGCGAUUCGGCCCCGCCACUGGGAGUUUCUAAAGCUUCAGCUCGACGCCAAGUUUGACAUCUCCGACGAGAAGUUCUGCCUGAAUGACUUGAUGGAGGCGCGCGUGGAGGCGCAGGCGGAGUUCGUCGUGAACCUCGCCACCUCCGCCCGGGAGGAGAUGAAGAUUGAGAUGGAUCUGGAGAAGAUCCGCACCUUCUGGGAGGAGGCGGCCUUUACGAUCGAGCCCUACCAGGACUACAACAAGAUCGCCGGCGUGGACGACAUCAACAACGUCCUCGGCGAGCACCUGGCGAUGCUGAGCUCGAUGAAGAUGUCACGGUUCGUGGACAGCUUCCGGCCCAAGGUGGUGCAGUGGGAGCAGAUACUCUCCAUCGCGACCGACACGAUUGAGGCGCUCCUGCUGGUGCAGACCAAGUGGAUGUACCUGGAGAACAUCUUCAUCGGCAGCGAGGACAUCAAGCGCAAGCUCGCCGCGGAGUCGAAGAAGUUUGAGGGGGUGCACUCGCAGUGGGUCUCCAUCAUCAUGCGGCUCAUCAACGACCCGAACGUGGUGCGCGGCACCCGGCGGGACGGGCUGAUGGAUCAGCUGAACAGCAUGAACAACGACCUCGAGCUGAUACAAAAGGGGCUCGAGGGCUUUCUCGAGGAUCGCCGGCGCGUCUUUCCCCGCUUCUACUUCCUCUCCAACGAUGACCUGCUGGAGAUUCUCGGCCACGCGAAGGAGCCCGCCAAGGUGCAGCCCCACCUGCGCAAGUGCUUCGAGGGGUUGUACCGCCUCUCCCUCAAGACGGUGCGGAACCGCGUCGUCGCUGAGGGGAUGUCCUCCUCCGACGGGGAGUCGGUGGCGUUUGUCCCCCCCGUCCAGGUCGAGGGGUUGUCGGUGGAGACGUGGCUGCGACGCGUGGAGCUCAAAAUGCGGGAGAUGGUGCAGAAGCGCAUCAACGCCACCCUGGAUGAUCUGCGGACUGUCUUUGACCCAAAGCGGCCCGUUUCUCGCGACAAUUUAAAGGCGUGGGUCGAGCGCAACGAGGGCCAGUCGCUCAUCACGGCGGCCUGCAUCAACUGGACCUUACUGACGGAGCUCGCCAUCAUGGAGUACGGGGAGCUACACAGCAACGGCCUCAGCCUGCAGCGUCGAAAGGCCUCCCCACUCUACAAGGUCUACAAGCGAUGGAAAGGGUUGAUCAAAAAGUACUGCCAACUCGUUCGUCAGCCACAGAGUCGCAUGCAGCGGAAUAAGCUGGUCGCACUCAUCACAAUUGAGGUGCACUCACGUGAUAUUCUGCGACAGGUGCUGGCGUCGCGGGUGCAUCAGGAGGACGACUUUGAGUGGUCGCGGCAGCUGCGUUUCUACAAGGAGGAUGAUGACACGGCGGAGCGGCCCCAGGACGCACCGAAGGUUUGCAUCGUGCGACAGACCUCUGCUGUGGUGCGGUACGACUACGAGUAUCUCGGAAACAGCGGGCGCCUUGUCGUUACAGGACUGACAGACCGUGCAUACAUGACCCUGACGACGGCGCUGCAGCUGCAUCGCGGUGGCCUUCCGCAAGGUCCUGCAGGGACGGGCAAGACGGAGACGGUGAAAGACCUUGGGAAAGGCCUUGGCAAGUACGUCAUGGUGUUUAACUGUUCGGACGGCCUCGACUACAAGUCGGUGGGGCGCAUGUUGAGCGGCAUUGCCCAAACAGGCUCCUGGUCCUGCUUUGACGAGUUCAACCGUAUUGAGGUGGAGGUGCUCUCUGUGGUGGCCCAGCAGGUGCUGUCUAUCCUCAGCGCCGUGGCGGAGCGGAAGAGCCGCUUCAUGUUCGAGGGAUCAGACAUCUCACUCAACAUGAACUGUGGGCUCUUUGUCACGAUGAACCCCGGCUACGCGGGCCGGUCCGAGUUGCCCGACAACCUCAAGGCGCUGCUGCGUCCGAUUUCCAUGAUGGUGCCGGACUUUGCACUCAUUUGCGAAAUCACGUUGCUCUCCGAGGGGUUUGAGGAGUCGGAGGUGCUCUCGAAGAAGGUCUCCAUCCUGUACGAGCUGAUGGAGAAGCAGCUGUCGAAGCAGGACCACUACGACUUCUCGCUCCGCAACAUCAAGGCGGUGCUGGUGCAGGCAGGCAACUUGAAGCGGGAGGGCUUCCCCGGGACGGAGUCGCAGCUCUGCCUGAAGGCCAUGCGUGACAUGAACUUGCCCAAGUUCGUCAAGGAGGACGUCUCGCUGUUUCUCAGCAUGCUGAGCGACCUCUUCCCCGGGGUGCGGCCGGAGGACAGCGGCCUGGACGACCUCCGCGCCGCCGCCGAGAAGCAGCUGCAAAACGAAGGCCUUGAGGCGAAUGCGCACAUCGUGACCAAAACCCUGCAGCUCUGGGACACCCUCCGCACCCGCCACGGGGUGAUGGUGGUGGGACAGACCGGCUCCGGGAAGACGGUGACGUGGCGCAACCUGAGCGGGGCCCUGCGGCUGCUGAAGGAGCGCAACCUGGAGCCCGGCCUGUACGAGCCGGUGCGCGUCUCCCUGCUGAACCCCAAGUCGGUGACGAUGGAUGAGCUCUACGGCAGCUACAACCAGGCCACGCGGGAGUGGAAGGACGGCAUUCUCUCCGAAAUCAUGCGAAACAUCUGCCGCGAUGUGACGGACCCAACGUACAAGUGGUUGAUGUUUGACGGCCCCGUCGACACCCUCUGGAUUGAGUCGAUGAACACGGUGCUCGACGACAACAAGAUGCUCACCUUGAACUCCGGCGAGCGCAUCACCCUCAACCCGACCAUACGCAUGCUGUUUGAGGUGCAGGACCUCUCCCAGGCCUCCCCCGCCACCGUCUCGCGUUGCGGCAUGGUCUACUUCAACGUGGAGGAUCUUGGCUGGCAACCGUUUGUGAAGACGUGGCUGAAGUCGCGGUGGAAGUUCGAAAUCGCCAUGGGCGCCCCGCGGCCGGACGAGACCAUUCAGGAGCUGGAGGAGUACAUCAAGACAACCGUGACCCGCGUGCUGGAGUACCGCCAGGUGGAGUGCGAGGAGCUCUUCCCCACCUCCACGCUAAACGUCAUUCGCUCUUUCACCCGCAUGUUUGACGCCCUCGCAAACGUGGACGCCGCCCCGUGCGUUCCCGGCGGCGCCAAGUACGCCACCUCCCACGCCGGGGAGACGUACCUGCCGCAGCUGCGCAUCAUGGCAACCUUCUGUCUCCUCUGGUCCGCCGGUGGCGCGCUGACGGUGGAGUCGCGCCAGAAGUUGGACGCGUUUAUCCGUGAGUUGGACUCCUCCUUCCCCUCCACAGAGACGAUCUUUGAGUACUUCCCCGACCUCCGCGUGGUUCAGUGGAAGAACUGGAGCGAUCACACGGAUCUGCAGAAGCCGUAUGUGCCCCCGCCAGAGACCCCCUACCACCGGCAGAUUGUCCCAACGGUGGACACGGUGCGGUACCAGUACAUUGUUGGGGAGCUGGUGCGCAGUCAGGUGCAGUUGGUGCUGGUCGGCACCACAGGCACAGGGAAGUCCCUCAUUGCGCGUCAGGUGCUGCGCAGCCUUAGCACCGACACCCACGUCUCCACGCAGCUGAACUUCUCUGCCCAGACCACGGCAAAGAAUGUGCAGGAGAUCAUUGAGGGGCGUAUGGAGCACAAGUCCAAGAAGGUCUGCUGCCCACCAGGCGGCCGUCGCAUGAUUUGCCUCAUCGAGGACCUCAACAUGCCGGCGAAGGAGAAGUUCGGCGCCCAGCCCCCGUUGGAGUUGCUGCGGCAGUGGAUCGACAACGGGUAUUGGUACGACUGCAACACACGCUCGCGGCGGAAGGUGAAUGACAUGCAGCUUCUCUGCUGCAUGACGUACGGCCGGCCAGACAUCACCCCUCGUUUGAUGACGAAGCUUAACGUGUUUAACAUCACCUUCCCGUCGGAGUCGGUGAUCACGAAAAUCUUUACAGAAAUCCUUUCGAAUCGCCUGGAGAAGUACCCGGAGCUCCACAAGCUUGUCGACGCCCUCGUGAAGGCCACGCUGCAGACGUACCAGCGCGUCUCCAGUGACCUCCUGCCCAUUCCAAGCAAGUCGCACUAUCUGUUUAACCUUCGCGACCUCAGCAAGGUGUUCCAGGGCAUCUACGGCUGCUACAUGGAGGGACUGCAGUGCAAGGAGCACAUGGUCGCACUUUGGGUGCACGAGUGCUUCCGCGUCUUCUCUGACCGCAUGAACGACCCCAACGACAAGCAGUGGUUCCGCAAUCUCAUACACGAGAAACUGGCCAACAUCUUCCAGAUGAAGUGGAGCGGCAUCAUGCGGGCCCGCUCGCGUGAGGCACGCACGCAGCCGUUGAACGAGAACGAAAGUCCAAUUUUUGUCGACUUCUGGGACGGGGAGUAUGACGAGAUGGCGAAGUACAGGCUGGUGCCGUCGCUGGAAGCCCUCCGUGGGAAGGUGGAGGAGUGCCUGGAGCUCUACAACGGCGAGCCCGGCACACAGCAGAUGAACCUCGUCUUCUUCACCGACGCCCUGGAGCAUCUCUGCCGCAUUCACCGCAUCAUUCGCUUGCCGCGCGGCAACGCCCUUCUCGUGGGGCUCGGCGGCAGCGGUCGCUACUCCCUCACCCGCCUUGCCACGUACCUCGCCGGCUACACCAUCUUCUCCGUGGAGAUCCACAAGAAGUACGACUCGGACCGCUUCCACGAGGACCUGCGCUCCCUCUACAAGGCGUGUGGGCUGAAGCUGCAGCAGAAGGUCUUUUACUUCUCCGACAACCAGAUCAUGCAGCCGUCGUUCCUGGAGGACCUGAACAACAUGCUCUCCACCGGCGAGGUGCCCAACCUCUUUCAGAAGGAUGAGUUGAACAACAUCCGCGACGCCAUUUUUAAGGAGGCGAUGUUGAACGGCUGCCGCGACAGCAUCGAUGAAAUCUACAACUUCUUCAUUGACCGCGCCAGGCUGAAUCUGCACCUGGUGGUUGCGAUGUCGCCGGCGCAUAAGCUUUUCCGCACCCGGCUUCGCCAGUUCCCAGCCCUCGUCUCCUGUACGUCGAUCGACUGGUUUGUGAAGUGGCCGAACGAGGCGCUGCGGGAGGUGGGUCUGCGCUACCUGCAGGAGACGCGCGAGAACACGGAGGAGGAUGCCGUGCUGGAGGAAAUCGCGGACGUCUUUGUGCACAUGCACGACACCACCAGUGCCACCUCGGAGGAGAUGCUGGAGCAGAUCCACCGCUACAACUACGUGACCCCGUCCUCCUACCUCGACCUGGUGCGCGGCUUCCGCAAGCUGCUGACGCAGCGGCGGGAGGACGUCCUUGAGCAGCGCGACAAGCUGAAAAACGGUAUGUCAAAGCUAGAGGAGACGAAGCUCGCUGUGGGGAAGAUGACGGAGGAGCUAAAGGUGCAGGACGCCAAGCUGCAGGAGAAAACGGAGGAGGUGAACCGGGCGACAGAGAGCAUUCAAAUUCAGCAGCAGAACGCCGAGGAGCAGCAGAGUUUGCUGGCGUCAGAGAAGGUGAAGAUUGAGCAGACGAAGCGGUCCGCGUUGGCGGAUCAGGCGGAGGCGCAGGCAGACUUGGAUCGGGCGAUGCCGACCCUCCUCGAGGCCCAGGCGGCGCUGGAUAAGCUUGACAAGAACGACAUCAACGAAAUUAAGUCCUAUAAGACACCCGCGGUGAUGAUUCGGACGGUGAUGGAGGCGGUGCAGACGACCUUGCGGCGCAAACUCGACUGGGAUGAGGCGAAGAAGUCUCUCGGGGAGGCUAAAUUCAUUGACAUGCUUAAACACUACCACGAGAACAACGACAUGACGGAUCAGCGGCUGCUGGACAAGAUUGAGAAGUACGUGAAACGCCCCGACUUCACCCCGGCGGCGGCAAGCGCGGUGUCGAAGGCCGCGGGUGGGCUUUGCCAGUGGGUGAUCGCCAUCCACAAGUACGGCAACAUCUACAAGGAGGUCCACCCGAAAAUACUGAAGAACGAAAACGCCCAACAGAAGGUUCGGGCGCAGGAGGAGAUGCUGCGGCAGAAGGAAGAGAAGCUGCAGCGCAUCGUGGAUGAGGUGAAGAAGCUCGAGAUUGCCCUGCAGUUGAACAUUGAUGAAAAGACGCGCCUCAUGGCGGAGGCAAAGGAGACGCAGAUGAAGCUUAACCGCGCCCGCAUCAUCGUCGACGGCCUUGAAGGCGAGCGGGACCGCUGGACCGAGUCGAUCGCCCGCUACGAGGCGGCGCUGGGAAACCUCACCGGCGACACCCUCCUCACCUGCGGCUUCCUCUGCUACUCGGGCGCCUUCACCGCGGAGUACCGGCUGAAGCUGUGGCACAGCUGGAUCAAGGAGAUUAAGCGGCUGCAGAUCCCCAUGACGAAGGGCUUUGACUUCGUCGACUUCCUCGCCGACCCCACGGAGGUGCGUGACUGGCAGCAGGCGGGGCUCCCGGGCGACGACUUUAGUCGAGAAAACGGUGCCGUGGUGAUGCGGGCCACUCGGUGGCCGCUCAUGAUUGACCCGCAGCAGCAGGCGAUCAAGUGGAUCAAGCGCAUGGAGAAGGACUGCGGGCUGAAGGUGAUUGACCAAAAACAGUCCGACUUCCAGAAGACGGUGGAGUACGCGGUGCACUUUGGCUGCCCACUGCUGCUGCAGGACGUCAUGGAGGACAUCGACCCUGUGCUGGACUCCGUCCUUGCCAAGGCGUUUGUGCGGCGCGGAACCAAGACGAUGCUGAAGAUUGGUGACAACUUUGUGGAGUACAACGAGAACUUCAAGCUCUACAUCACGACCCGGCUCUCGAACCCGCACUACACGCCGGAGACGUGCACGAAGGUCUGCCUGCUAAACUUUGCGGUGCGGGAGUCGGGGCUGGAGGAGCAGCUGCUGAAGAUCGUCGUGGAGAAGGAGAAGCCGGAGCUGGAGCGCGAGAACGAGCAGCUCAUCCUCGACACGGCGGCGGCGAAGAAGGAGACGAAGCGUCUCGAGGACGAGAUCCUAGACCUCCUCUCCACCUCGCAGGUCUCACUGCUGGAGAACCAGAAGCUUGUCGACACGCUGCAGUCCUCUAAGGUGAUUGCCGCAAAUAUUAAGCAACAAUUGAAGGAGGCGGAGGUGACGGCGGAGAAGAUCCAAAGCGCACGUGAGCAGUACCGUGAGUGCGCCCGCCGGGCCUCCAUCCUGUACUUUGUGCUGGCGGACCUUGGCUCCAUUGACGCCAUGUACCAAUUUGCCUUGGACUCCUACAUCAUUCUCUUCCAGGGCAGCAUCAAGCGCUCGGCGGAGAAAAUCUCCACCCACACGUUGGAGGAACGUGUCAUGACGCUCAACGACUGGCACACCAACGCCGUGUACGCAAGCACCUGUCGUGGCCUCUUUGAGAAGCACAAGUUGCUCUUUGCGUUUCACAUGACGAUGCGCAUUCUACAGGCGGAGGCCCGCGUGAACCUGGAGGAGUACGUCUUUCUCAUGCGUGGUGGGCAGGUGCUGGACAACCAGGGCCGCCUGCCAAACCCCGCCCCAGCGUGGCUCUCCGAGCGGGCAUGGAGCCACAUCCUCGAGCUGGACAAACUGACGAACUUCCACGGCGUCGCCACCUCCUUCGAACAGGCGCAUGAGUCCUGGCGUGACUGGUUCCUGCAGGAAAACCCCGAGGACGCGGACCUGCCCGACGAGUGGAAGUCCCGUACGGCGGAUAACUACAUCCAGCGCAUGAUCUUUGUGCGUUGCCUCCGCCCCGACCGCGUCGUAUUCAUGGUGUACGAGUUCAUUGAGAAGCAGCUGGGCGCCCAGUUUGUGGACCCCCCGCCAUUCAACCUGAAGGACACCUUUGACGAGAGCACCAACGUCGUGCCACUUGUGUUUGUGCUCUCGCCGGGAGUAGAUCCGACGACCCAGCUAGCCUCGCUCGCCCAGCGGGAGGGCCGACACCUGAAGACGCUGGCGCUUGGUCAAGGCCAGGGGGAGAACGCCAAGCGGGCGAUUCAGGAGUGCGCGCAGAACGGCGGGUGGGUUUUCCUGGCGAACUGUCACUUGAUGGUCUCGUGGCUGGUGGAGUUGGAGAAGAUCAUCGACGACCUCUCGGAGCAGCGGCCGCAUGACGCGUUUCGCCUGUGGCUCAGCUCCGUGCCGACGCCCCAGUUUCCGAUUGGGAUCCUGCAGCGGGCAAUUAAGAUGACGACGGAGCCUCCAACGGGUAUUAAGUCCAACAUGCUGCGCCUCUACAACCAGUUCUCGGAGGAGCAGUUUGUGGAGCACUCCGGCGUGCACCCAAACUUCUACCGUAGUCUUCUCUUCGCGCUCUGCUUCUUUCACUCCGUGCUGCUCGAGCGGCGCAAGUUUGGGAACCUCGGCUACAACGUGGUGUACGACUUCACCUCCUCCGACUUUGAGGUUUCGGAGAACAUCAUCUCGCUGUACGUCAACUCGAUGCCCUCGGACCGCGUGGAGGACAUCCCCUUUGUCACGAUCCGCUACCUCAUCGCGGAGGCCUCCUACGGCGGCCGCGUCACCGACGACUGGGACCGGCGCGUGCUCAACACCUACAUCACGCAGUUCAUGUGUGAGUCGAUUAUAACGGAGGAGCGCUACCCGCUUUCCUCAGCCGCGGAGUACUACAUUCCUGCCGAGGCCACGAACCUGCAGUCGUACAAGGAUGAGUGCAUGCAGCUGCCCAUCACAGAUCCCCCAGAGGCAUUUGGGCAGCACGCAAACGCCGACAUUUCAAGUCGUGUGGCGGAGUCGACGAUGUUGCUAGAGAACCUUAUCAGCGUAAAUACGACACUGGCGCGCUCCGGUGGCGCAAGCGCAAACUCGGCGAAGGCGGUUUCAGACGAAUCCCGCUGUCUCAAAAUUCUUGCCUCGUUGGACGAGCCGAGCAAGGCUGCCAUCCCGAACCUCAUUGACUAUGACGCGGUGUAUGAGGCUGUCAAGGAGGACUCCCACAACGCCCUUAACACGUGCUUGCUGCAGGAGAUUCAGCGGUACAACGUGCUGUUGCGCAAGAUUCACGCCCAGAAGAUUGAGCUUCGCCGUGCGGUGAAGGGUGAGGUGGUGAUGAGUGACGAACUCGAAACGGUGUUCGACGCGCUCCUGCUCGGCCGUGUCCCGCCACCGUGGACGAGCGCAUACCCGAGCGUGAAGCCGCUUGCGAGUUGGUCGGUGGACCUCGUCGACCGCGUAGAUCAGAUGAAGCAGUGGGGGCAGCGCGUGCCAAACGUCUUCUGGCUCUCCGGCUUCACGUACCCGACGGGCUUCCUGAAGAGUCUGCAGCAGCAGCAGGCGCGGCACGACCACAUCUCCAUUGACCAGUACACCUGGGAGUUUAUCGUCCACCCGAGCGAUGAGCGCACCGUCGUGCACCGCGCCAGGAAGGGGGCGUACGUUAGGGGCAUCUUUCUCGAGGGGGCCGGGUGGAACGCGGAGACGAACACGCUCUGCGAGCCCCGCCCGCUUGAGCUCGUCGUGCCGAUGCCUAUCAUCCACUUUAAGCCGAAGCUGCGGGACAGCAAGCCCCGCUCCCCGUCGAUAUACGAGUGCCCGCUGUACAUGUACCCGGUCCGCACCGGCACGCGCGAGCGGCCGUCGUUUGUUGUGGCCGUUGACCUCCCCUCCGGCGAGGCGGUGCCCGACCACUACACGAAGCGCGGCACGGCGUUGCUGCUCUCCACGGACGAGUAG